Pseudonaja textilis is the source of this 725-nucleotide messenger RNA. RefSeq names its product leucine rich repeat containing 51 (gene LRRC51). Gene Ontology annotation, molecular function: protein binding. NCBI's taxonomy places the organism in Eukaryota, Metazoa, Chordata, Lepidosauria, Squamata, Elapidae. The record is from RefSeq and is a predicted model, not a curated record.
GUUGCCUAGGCGACGCCCCGCCUCCGCAUUCCAAUGUGCGGCGGCGAAGCCGGGCUCCGGGCGAGAAUGGCAAGCUCCGCUCUUUCUUUUCCCAGCACAGCUGGGAAGACAUGCGUGUCCUGGAAUUACACCAAGGCCUCCCUCCAGGCGCCGCCACUGGACUUCUCCUUCCGAGGCAUCAGUUUUAUGCAAGACCUGCUGACCGAGGAGCCCCGUCCCGGGCUCAGGCCCAUCCGGCGCUUGGAGGGGGGCCGCCUACUGACCCAGGCCGUCCGACUGAACAACAACACCCUCAACGACCUGACCGAUUUCCCAGACAUUAUGGAGAAGCUGCUGGAGUAUCCCCUGGACAUCUACUGGAUCGACCUCUCCUUCAACGACCUGCCCAACAUCGACCCGGUGCUGACCACCUUCUACAACCUCCGGAACCUGAACCUUCAUGGCAACAGCAUCCAGCAUCUCUCCGAAGUGGACAAGCUGGCCGUGUUGCCUCACCUGCGCAACCUGACCCUGCACGGAAACCCCAUCGAAGAGGAGAAGGGCUACAGGAGUUACGUCCUGUCCACCUUGCCCCAGCUGAAGAACUUCGACUUCAGCGGCGUCACCAAACUGGACCGCAGCACCGCAGCCGUCUGGAGGCGCAUGAACAUCAAGCCAAAGGCCAUCCGGAAGAAACGGGAGCGCUACUGAGGGGACGGCCGCCUUCCUGGGGAAUAAAGCUUUAG